Messenger RNA from Oncorhynchus keta (chum salmon), 8852 nucleotides. Its product is annotated as BICD family-like cargo adapter 1. The transcript is spliced from 10 exons. NCBI's taxonomy places the organism in Eukaryota, Metazoa, Chordata, Actinopteri, Salmoniformes, Salmonidae. Gene Ontology annotation, biological process: vesicle transport along microtubule; Golgi to secretory granule transport. The record is from RefSeq and is a predicted model, not a curated record. The coding region runs from base 523 to 2394 and encodes 623 amino acids.
UCUGCUCGAGUGUGUAUUUUGGAUAUUUUGCCGAAGCCUGAGGUUCUGCAAAAUGCCUCCGGUGUAAAGUGGCCAACAAUUAUGGGGAGCCGGGAGCCCGCCUCAACCGGGUGGACAGACCGACUGCUAUUGAGAGUUCGUCAGGGCGGUUAAUGUGGGGACAAAGCACACUGUGGACCGACAAUCUUUACAUCCAAGAUAGCCAGCAGCAGACAGCAAGAGGCUCGUCGUCAGCUCAGCUGCAGAGGAGGCGGCACUGUUUGUAGGAUUAAAGCGAGAGCUUGGUGUGUACGGUUUAGGGGAGGUGGUCUUCCGAGUGUGAGGGAAAUUUGAGUCAGAUAGGUUAGCUAUUGCUGUGAUUUUUAAUAACUAUAAUAUAUAUGCCUACCAAGGAACCCUAUCUAUGGAGAUAUUGUCGACACAGAGAGGAUCCGGUCAGCCCGACCCAGUGACAGAGUGGGUUCAACCGGAAUAAAUCAAUUGGGUAGGCUAAUAUAUUCUUUUUUUGUCCGUCGGGCGGCGAUGUCAUCUUCCUGCCUCGACCUGCACACAUCUAAGGCUGCGAUUUCAGCACCACCCGAGCUGGACAGCGACUGCAUGGAGCACCCGGUGAAUCAGGGCAACAAAACCCCACAAGAAAAGGGAGGAUUUCAGGGCCACUCGCUGCUACACACCGGCUCUGGAGGCCUCGGGAUGGCGUUGGAAGAGGAAUUAGCCAUGCUUACUGGGGAGCAGGACGACGAGCAGGAGGAAGAGUUGUCCGAAUUGGAGACGCCUGUAAUUGGACAGAAUACAGACUUGUUGUCGCUCUUCCGUCAAAAAGAAAAGGACUUGGUUUUAGCUGCUAAACUAGGCAAGGCUCUGCUAGAGCGUAACCAAGACCUGACUAAGCAAUAUGAGAAAAUUAACAAAGAUCUUAACGAUAAACUAGAGCAUCAUGAGCAGGAGAAGCACGAGCUGCGGCGGCGGUUGGAGAAUAGGGAGGGGGAGUGGGGGGACCGCGUGGCGGAGCUGGAGAUAGAUGUCCAGCAGCUGCAAGGAGAGCUGGAGCGCCAUCAGGUCCAGCUGAGAGAGGCAGACCGCGACAAGUCCACGGCUAUGAGGGAGCUGUCAGAAGAGAACCACCGCCUGCUGGAGCAACUUAACCGGGCUACAGAUGUGGAGAGGCAGCUGUCCGCUCAGGUCCACUCAUUACGGGACGACUUCAGAGAGAAGAGCAUCUCUACCAACCAGCAUAUGACACGACUAGAGAGCCUACAGGCUGAGAUUAAGAUGCUGUCGGAGCGUAAGAGAGAGCUGGAGCGUCGGGUUAAUGCUGUGCUAGAGGAAAACGAGCUACUUCAGAACACUGUUGACGACCUGAGGGAAAGAACGCUAGUGCUGGAGAAACAUCACCACGAGAAGGACUUACAGUUACGACAGAGCCAGCUGGAGCUCCAGGAGGUCCGGGUGUCCCACAGACAUCUGAGUGCCCGUUUUGAGGAGCUCACAGAGGAGAGAAGUCUACAAGGCCUCAGCCCACACCCUGCCAGCCUACUCUGUGAGAUAGAACAGAGCAUGGAGCAAGAGGAGCAGGAACAGGAGAGGGAGCAGCUUCGUCUCCAGCUGUGGGAGGCCUACUGCCAGGUGCGCUCGCUUGUCUCCCACCUGCGGGGCAACGACAUCACAGACUCAGCCCUGUCCACAGACUCCUCCAUGGACGAGUCCUCAGAGGCAUACUCAGCGAAGGACGUUCCCAUGGGGAGCCUGCAUGCCAGUCUACUGGAGCUACGCAGACUCACACAGAACCUGCUAGACGGAAACGAGUCCACGGGUUCUCGCCGUAGUGACGAGGAGGCUCUGGAAGACCAGGUUCGAAAGCUUGGGGAAGAGCUGAGAGGAGUGAGAGAGCUGUACCAAGCAGACCAGGAUAGAACACGGAACAGCCAAGAAGAGGUUCUACAACUCCAUAAUCAGAUGGCGAUGCUCUCUGUGGAGAUGUGCUCUGUACAGGAGGAGAGUGAGCGUAUAAGGGCCAUGUCUGAAGCACGAGACCCCAGUGAACAGCUCCAAAGUGCUAUAAGAGACCGAGAUGACGCUAUUUCCAAGAAGAAAGCGGUGGAGAUGGAGCUGGCCAAGUGUAAGAUAGAUAUCAUGUCUCUGAACAGCCAGCUCCUGGAUGCCAUCCAGCAGAAGCUGAACCUAUCACAGCAGCUGGAGGCCUGGCAGGAUGACAUGCACAGUAUGAUUGAUCAACAGCUUAUGGAAAAGCACCAGGAGGAGUGGAGGGUGACCCCCUACACCCUCGCUGGGCCCUCUGGGGGUCGCGGGGGCCCCUCCGGCCAGUCCUCCAGACGAGCCAGUCGUCUCUCCGAUGGAGACAAGAGGCUCUUUUCCUUCUUCAAAAAGAACUGAGUGCCUCUGGACUGGCCCAAGUGAACACGAGAGAAAAGAACAAGAAAAAGAGAUGGAGAAAGAGUAAAGGUAAAGCCAAAGACAAAGGGUAGGCUAAAGAGGGGGGCUAAAGAGGUUCAGAGGUCAUUUGCACUUUAUCUGUCCCAUCACGCCCUUCCUUACAGACCCUUGAAUGAGUAGCACUGUAUGACACCCCCAGAGGCCUUGGCUACAAUCCCAUAAACACCCAUUGGGCUUACAUGAACAGGGUUACAUAUAUUACCUCCAAAGAGGUCAGUUCCCCAGUAGUGCCUCCCAGCAUCUUUACCCCACUGCCAAAACUCCAGACUGGGACUGUAUGCAUACAGUACGGCUGACUCCUGUGUGCUGUCACAGGCCAAGGAGUCUGGGGAGAGGGUGUUCAAUAUGGGACUCACCAAGGCCUUGGAGUGGAGGGAUUGGGACGGUGUGGCAGGGAUCUGGGUAAGGGCGAGAAGGAGAAGGACCAGCCUCUGGGUGGGAAGCAGCAUUGUUACAGCUAACUCAGACAUGUUCUCAGGUUUAUUCAUGUGUUCAGGGAUUUACAAAGAGGCCUUAUUCCCAAUCAAUACAGUCCAAUAGAUGGAUUUCAUUCAAUUGGUAUGAACUUCACAAUUAUGAUCAUGCCAAUGCAUUGGUUAAUAGUUAAAGGUAGCUCUAACACAACACACCAAAAUCACAGAACUUCUGCAUUCACAAAAAUAAGACAGAAGUGUAAAUGUCCAGAUCAAGCCACAGUAAAUCAUAUCACUUGUCUUUCUGUAUAUCGAUCAUAAGUUUACCUCAGAUCAUACUCAAUACUGACUGAGCAACCACGGCAUGACAAAGUGGCACUUACAUUUACCAAGCACUGAAUGUAUCGAAACCAGUCAAAGUGAGUAUGGGUCUAUCUCAGGCCUCUUGUCAGUCUCUGGCAUCUAAAUAAACCUCUAGGCAGCUGUCGUUAGUUGCAGCCUCUAUCCAGGUGGACUUCUACAGUGAGAAUGUCACGUUUAGCAUACAUUUGACAUACAGAAAGUGAUAAGAAAACUAUUUUCAAACAUUGUCUGUACAAUGGCCAUGUAUCUUCCUCCUAGCUGACCAAAUCCUCACAACUGUUUACAUUAGUCUAGGUUGAGAAAGGGGAAGUCAAAACGGUCUCUCAAUACGUCUGCAGUGCCUAACUUUGGCAAGUCAAAGGCAUCCAUAUUGUGUUAUAGUUAACUGUCAAAUGACCAUUCAUUGGAACACAAAGUAACCUACUCAGUCAGCUACCACCAAUCGAGUUCCACAGGAAAACCUAUUGACAUGGCCUACAGAGUGCUUUAGUUAUAGUAUCACAGUAAUAUAGACAGUCUACUGCCAUUCCCAUUGCUUCAAAGCUUAUGAUAGUGGACACUUUAUUUCCUAGCUUUUGGGCUUCCAUUCAGGCCAGUCAGACUCCAUAUUUGUAGAGUGUGUGCAGAUAAAUGUGAUGCAUCUGAAGCCUCAUGGCGCGAGACUGGCACGGUCCUCUGACCUCUGACCUCUGUGUGUGUAUUGGACGUCAUAUCUCAAGCACCUGAGCAAACCUAUGCAGAUGUCUUCUCGCCAUCUCAAUUGGUUAGGUUGUUGAUUAGGGUAAACCCAAAGAAUGGUUAUUUUUAAAGAGUUGAGAGUAGGUUGGGAUGAAAUCAAUAGAUUUAUAAAGGCAUACAAUGAAAUUGUACUCUUUCUUUUUAGAUUGAUACUUUGUCCCUGUAGUUUUGUUUUGUGUUUUGAGUGUUUACACACAAAUUGGGAUCUCUGUGGAAAGGGAGAGGAGGGGUGAAGAUUGGAGAUUCUAAGUUCUUCAUGUGACUGUUCAGUUCUGUCCAAGCAAUAAGUCAUUCUAACUUUCACCCAAAUCACAGAAUGUUGUCGAAGGUAGAGUUAUGCUCUUGUAUAACGAGUUAGGAUUCUGUGAGUCAGUCGACCAAUGUUUGAAUCAAGUGUUCACCGGCAAGCCUACAAAAACAACGGCAUUACCAGUUUGCUUCUAACAGGGGUUCUGGGUAGUACUAACAUUUUCUACAAAGUAGGAUUUGUUUCAAUAGCCUUGACUCCAGCCCACAGUUACACUCUUAGAUAAAAGGGUUCCAAAAGGGUUCUUCAGCUGUCCCCAUAGGAGAACCCUUUUGGUUCCAGGUAAGACCCUUUUGGGUUCCAUGUUGAACCAUUUUCAGAGGGUUUAACAUGGAACCCAACAGGGUUCUAUAAAGGGUUCACCUACGGGGACAGCCAAUAACCCUUUACGAUUCUUGGUAUAACCUUUUUUUCCUAAGAGUGUAAAGGAACGAGUUCUGCCAAUUUGUCUGUAGUCUAAGCAGCUGUGUUGUUGUAUUGAUCUGAGGGAAUGGUUAAGGGGGUCUAACACCAGUAGCUGGUCAGCUCGGAAAGGCACUAACUGGCGACAUUAUUAUAUUGGGCAGGAAGCCAACCACACACAGCUAGACUGCAGCCUCAGAACGGAGUGAUGAGAAGUAUAUUCUGCAGGCCAAGCUAGAGGUUGGUUGAACAUGGAACGAGCAUUUACCUAUAUUACUAACGGGAUCAAACAACACUUACCAUGACCAGAAUGUUAGUUCUCAUAUCCUUGUCUUCUUCUUGAACUCAGCCUCAUGGCCUGUUGGCACCAGGUGUUCCUGGACAUGGCCUCUGGUCUACAAGUUUGGCCAUUCUGUUCAUUCAGGGGGUUGGGGUGGUCGGUUCAAGAGCUCUGGCCUGUAAUUUACAUCCAUGCAUUCGUUUAUUCAGUUUAAUGUUGUGCACUCUUCAUGUAUAUGUUAUGUCCAAAAUUACUGUCAAUUGUAUUGUUUCCAUUUUCCAUUUGCAAACUCUUUUUAAAGCCUGUCUCCUGUCCUCAAUGUUAUUACACGUUACCCAUCCUGGAUGCUGAAGGAAGAGAUGUUCUCAUGCGUUGUGUGUGUGUGUGUGUGUGUGUGUGUGUGUGUGUGUGUGUGUGUGUGUGUGUGUGUGUGUGUGUGUGUGUGUGUGUGUGUGUGUGUGUGUGUGUGUGUGUGUGUGUGUGUGUGUGUGUGUGUGUGUGUGUGUGUGUGCGUGCGUAUGCGCGCGUGUGUGUGUGUUUAUGCAUGUUUAGGAAAAAGCAGACAUUCCAUGGUGUGUCAUCUGCUUGUCCUUAUGGGCCCUGUUCUUUGGAAUUUGACUUGGUCUCAGUGUGUGUGUGUGUCUCUUUACAAUCACCAAUGGCAAACAUUGUUUUGGGUUGCCUGGAACCUUCGAAAUAGGUAAUUGGCCAUGAAUUUGGGCAAUCUGUGGAAGGUCUUGGAAAACAUUAUUUUUGCAUCAGCACCCCCAUUUCCCCCCUGACUCACCACUAUAGACAUACAUAGGGUAACAAACAUAGCUUCAUGUCAACCUCAUUCGUGGACAAUCAUCAAUAAUUACAUUUGUGCAAUUUAUCCUUCAUAAAUGAAUGUGUUACUGAACUUAACUAGGUCUCUCUCUCCUGACACUUUCAAUAUGUUCCUGUAAUGGUAAGGGACCAUCUUCCCUGCCCCAGUCAAUUGAAUAUGGAUAAUGCACACUGUCAUGACACUGAAAGGGAAUAUCCCAGAACACAAGUGGACUUAGUAUCAAUAACAUUCAGUUUGAAAUGUUAAGUGAGAAUGAACAAAAGAUAAAUAACAUGAAGCUAUAUGACUUGACACAGGUUACAUAUGUGUAAGUGUGACUGUACACUACAGUUCAAAGGUUUGGGGCCACUUAGAAAUGUCCUUGUUUUUGAAAGAAAAGCAAAUUUUUGUGUAUAUUAAAAUAACAUCAAAUUAAUCAGAAAUACAGUGUAGACAUUGUUAAUGUUGUAAAUGACUAUUGUAGCUGGAAACAGCAGAUUUUUUAAAUGGAAAAUCUACAUAGGCGUACAGAGGCCCAUCAUCAGCAACCAUCACUUCUGUGUUCCAACGGCAUGUUGUGUUAGCUAAUCCAAGUUUAUAAUUUUAAAAGGCUAAUUGAUCAUUAGAAAACCCUUUUGCAAUUAUGUUAGCACAGCUGAAAACUGUUGUCCUGAUCCGCAAAACACCAGUCUCAACGUCAACAGUGAAGAGGCGCCUCUGGGAUGCUGGCCUUCUAGGCAGAGUUGCAAAGAAAAAGCCAUAUCUCAGACUGGCCAAUAAAAAUAAAAGAUUAAGAUGGGCAAAAGAACAAAGACACUGGACAGAGGAACUCUGCCUAGAAGGCCAGCAUCCCGGAGUCACCUCUUCACUGUUGACGUUGAGACUGGUGUUUUGCGAAUACUAUUUAAUGAAGCUGCCAGGUGAGGACUUGUGAGACAUCUGUUUCUCAAACUAGACACUCUAAUGUACUUGUCCUCUUGCUCAGUUGUGCACCGGCGGCUCCCACUCCUUUUUCUAUUCUGGUUUGAGCCAGUUUGCGCUGUUCUGUGAAGGGAGUAGUUAGUACACAGCGUUGUACGAGAUCUUCAGUUUCUUGGCAAUUUCUCGCAUAGAAUAGCCUUAAUUUCUCAGAACAAGAAUAGACUGACGAGUUUCAGAAGAAAGCUAUUUGUUUCUGGCAAUUAUGAGCCAGUAAUCGAACCCACAAAUGCUGACGCUCCAGAUGCUCAACUAGUCUAAAGAAGGCCAGUUUUAUUGCAUCUUUAAUCAGAACAACAGUUUUCAGCUGUGCUAACAUAAUUGCAGAAGUGUUUUCUAAUGAUCAAUUAGCCUUUUAAAAUGAUAAACUUGGAUUAGCUAACACAACGUGCCAUUGGAACACAGGAGUGAUGUUUUCUGAUAAUGGGCCUGUGUACGCCUAUGUAGAUAUUCCAUUAAAAUCAGACGUUUUCAGCUACAAUAUUAAUUUACAACAUUAACCAUGUCAAUACUGUAUUUCUGAUCAAUUUGAUGUUAUUCUAAUGGACAAAAACAAGGAAAUGUCCAAGUGACCCCAAACUUUUGAACAGUUAGUGUAUACAGUGGGGCAAAAAAGUAUUUAGUCAGCCACCAAUUGUGCAAGUUCUCCCACUUAAAAAGAUGAGGCCUGUAAUUUUCAUCAUAGGUACACUUCAACUAUGACAGACAAAAUGAGAAAAGAAAUUCCAGAAAAUCACAUCGUAGGAUUUUUAAUGAAUUUAUUUGCAAAUUAUGGUGGAAAAUAAGUAUUUGGUCACCUACAAACAAGCAAGAUUUCUGGCUCUCACAGACCUGUAACUUCUUCUUUAAGAGGCUCCUCUGUCCUCUACUCGUUACCUGUAUUAAUGGCACCUGUUUGAACUUUUUAUCAGUAUAAAAGACACCUGUCCACAACCUCAAACAGUCACACUCCAAACUCCACUAUGGCCAAGACCAAAGAGCUGUCAAAGGACACCAGAAACAAAAUUGUAGACCUGCACCAGGCUGGGAAGACUGAAUCUGCAAUAGGUAAGCAGCUUGGUUUGAAGAAAUCAACUGUGGGAGCAAUUAUUAGGAAAUGGAAGACAUACUAGACCACUGAUAAUCUCCCUCGAUCUGGGGCUCCAUGCAUGAUCUCACCCCGUGGGGUCAAAAUGAUCACAAGAACGCUGAGCAAAAAUACCAGAACCACACGGGGGGACCUAGUGAAUGACCUGCAGAGAGCGGGGACCAAAGUAACAAAGCCUACCAUCAGCAAGGGCAUUAAAGAUGAAACGUGACCAUGAUCCCAAAACCACCGCCCGGGCAACGAAGGAGUGGCUUCGUAAGAAGCAUUUCAAGGUCCUGGAGAGGCCUAGCCAGUCUCCAGAUCUCAACCCCAUAGAAAAUCUUUGGAGGGAGUUGAAAGUCCGUGUUGCCCAGCAACAGCCCCAAAAUAUCACUGCUCUAGAGGUGAUCAGCAUGGAGGAAUGGGCCAAAAUACCAACAAUUGUGUGAAAACCUUGUGAAGACUUAAAGAAAAUGUUUGACCUCUGUCAUUGCCAACAAAGGGUAUAUAACAAAGUAUUGAGAUAAACUUUUGUUAUUGACCAAAUACUUAUUUUCCACCAUAAUUUGCAAAUAAAUUCAUUAAAAAUCCUACAAUGUGAUUUUCUGGAAUUUCUUUUCUCAUUUUGUCUGUCAUAGUUGAAGUGUACCUAUGAUGAAAAUUACAGGCCUCUCAUCUUUUUAAGUGGGAGAACUUGCACAAUUGGUGGCUGACUAAAUACUUUUUUGCCCUAUUGUAUGUAUUUCCACAUUAUGAAUAUGCAUACUCAUUCAAAUAUUGUACAUGACAACCUAAUUUUUCCUGUAUUGAUGACACUUUCAUAACGAGGUACAUAAUAUUUAUGAUGGAAGAAAUGUGUAAGAGUUUGGUUUUAUAUUCAUAGCAAAUUACUAUUUUUUAGUAAUGGGGAAAAAAUAUCCAAAUAUUGUAAAUGAGAAGUGAUUUUUCUAGCAAUUUUUUCCAAGGGAAAGUGUACCCAAUGAAUGUGAUUCUAUAUGUGGAUGCCACUGUGAAAAAAUAAAAUGGGGACAGAAAUAAAGAAA